AUGGCCUUUUCCAGAAACCAGUCGCUAUUCUUCAUACUCACCCUUGUACUCGCUGUUCUGCUCGUCAAUUGGCUACAACCGAAGGAAAUCGACAUGAACGUCUCGCAGACCCGUACCAUCGUCGUUGGGGGUGGAUUAGCUGGAUUGAGCGCUGCACAUACACUGAUUCAGCAUGGUGCCCAGGUCUUGUUGUUGGACAAGAAGCCCUCCUUGGGAGGAAACUCGAUGAAGGCAAGCUCUGGGAUAAACGGAGCCGGGACGGAAGCACAGUCGUCGCUGGGGGUCUCCGACACCGUUGAAGCAUUCACGGCAGACACUACAUCAUCUGCAGGACAACUGGCGCGGCCAGAUCUCAUCCACGCCCUGACAUCGAACUCUGCAGAGUCUCUUUCAUGGCUAAGCUCCAACUUCUCUAUCGACCUUUCAUUGGUAUCAUUACUCGGGGGUCAUUCCGUCGCGCGCACCCAUCGAGGCAGGGGACCGCCGCCCGGGUUUGCUAUAACAUCCGCGUUGAUGAAGAAACUGGACACUCUCCCUGCUGCGGAGGUAAUUAAGUCCGCACAUGUCGUCCGACUGCUGGAAGCAAACGGACGCGUCACUGGUGUGGAAUAUGAAACCAACGGGGAGACCACAAGCGUACAAGCGAACGCUGUUAUUAUCGCCACAGGUGGAUAUGCUGCUGACUACGCUCCCUCGGGGCUUCUCGCCAAGUAUCGGCCAGAUCUCCUUGGGCUGCCUACGACAAAUGGGGACCACGCAACGGGGGACGGUCAUCGUUUAGCCUCGUCAUUGCACGCGUCCCUCAUUGAUAUGGACGAAAUCCAAGUGCAUCCAACUGGGUUUGUUGAUCCCAAGGAUGAGGGCGCGAAGACUAAGUUCCUUGCAGCGGAGGCGUUGAGAGGCGUUGGCGCACUGCUUGUUGAUGCAGAUGGAAAGAGGUUUGUUGAUGAAAUGGAGAGAAGAGAUAAUGUAACAAAGGCGAUGCAAGAAAUUAUUGAGCAGGGGAAGGGGCCGAUCAGGUUAUUACUCAAUGCCGAUGCAGAAAAGGAGUUGAAAUCGCAUUGCGAUUUCUAUGUUUCUAAGGGAUUGAUGAAGAGAUACGAAAACGCCGCCGACUUCGCGAAAGACACGGGUGUACCAAACGCAGCCUUGAUUCAAACGCUCGCCGAACAUAACAAAUACGCCUCAGGCGAACUGAAGGACCCAUUCGGCAAAAUCCACUUCCAUAACGGUCAAUUCAGCCCAGACGGUGUAUUGCUGGCCUCAUGGGUUGUUCCUGUGGUGCACUACACGAUGGGAGGCAUUCACACCGAUGCUUCUGCCCGCGUCCUCUCGGCUGAAGGCAAGCCUAUACCUGGUUUGUACGCCGCUGGGGAAGUCAUUGGUGGAGUUCACGGUAAGAAUAGGCUCGGGGGCUCGUCGUUGCUGGAGGCGGUGGUGUUUGGGAGGCUUGCCGGGGCCGCGGCCGCGGAGGCGAAAUGA
Messenger RNA from Pleurotus ostreatus (oyster mushroom), 1482 nucleotides. RefSeq lists its product as uncharacterized. Lineage: Eukaryota; Fungi; Basidiomycota; Agaricomycetes; Agaricales; Pleurotaceae. The transcript has 7 exons. The record is from RefSeq and is a predicted model, not a curated record. Bases 1 to 1482 code for a protein of 493 amino acids. Gene Ontology annotation, molecular function: oxidoreductase activity; FMN binding.